AUCUUUUUUUCUCGAAGCAUUUCUUUUCUAAGAUAUGUUCUUCUCUCUCGACUUCUCCCUCUGAACUAGAAACUCUCCUCGCCUCUCAUAUCUUCUAUGUUCUUUUCUUUCAUUUUAAGGUAAGGGUCCCUCCUAUUUCAUUUCUAGUCUAACUGCUUUUAUGGAGUGAUUGUGGGGAUUAUUUUUUCUGUCGGGUUAAGGUUUUAAUUUGAUUCCAAGGAUUUACGGUACUCAUUUUCAUCUUCUUGUUGCAAAGUUUGAAACUUUACCAGUGAUAAGAGUUGAGUAGAGUCUAAUUAUUUCCCAAGUCUUUCGUUUUCUUCAUAGAAUACGACGAGAUCACGUUGUUCCACUGGAUUAAUUGCUUUAGCUGUUUUGAUCCGAUCUGCUUAAUUUCUUAGUAUCCCUUUUAUUUUCUCGAUUGUUUAAUGGGCAGAAAUUAAAAAGUUUGGAUCUGAAAUUGGAUUCAUGGUUGUCCCGACUCUGUGAUCCUAAACUCUUUAUGCAUAGGCCUACGGUAGUCCCUCGUAAUUCCUUUUGAAGUUUCCUUAGUUUCCAGAUGUAGGCCAAUCUCUGGCGGUAUCUUCCAGAAACGCGUUUACGUAUGUGUAUAUAUAGGAGUAAGUUAUAUCCUGCAUGUAUAAUUUUAUUUGAACAUCCCGUAAGAAAACCCUAUUUAUCAACACCAAAGCUUAGAAAGAGAUAAAGUUGAAAAAAAUCAUGGAGGGAUUUGGUGUUAUAGGUAAUGAGUUAUUAUUACCUAAGUUUCCUCCUCUCACGGGUUGUACUAGUCAUCCUAUUAUGGGCAAUGAGUUAUUACUUUCUGAGAUAUUGACUAGGGUCCCUGUAAAACCACUCAUGAGGUUCAAGUGUGUAUGCAAACAAUGGUACUCCUUGAUACAUACAGAUCGAAGCUUCAUCGAUUUACACUUCACACGAUCAAAAGCAUGUAAUUUUGCUGCUGGUGACGGUAGUGUCUCCCUUUUUAGGUGCUGGUAUCAACUUCGUGUUUUCUCCUCAGCUGAACUAUUACUGUCUCAAGGAGGAGUAAAGACUGUUGAAAGGGAAAUAUCUAUACCAGGAUCUUGUUUAGCACACGUUUUUGGAGCUGUCAAUGGGUUGAUUUCUGUAGUAGAACCCAGCACAUGUUCUAUUCGUGUGUUUAAUCCGAGCACGGGACAGUCAACGCCUUGGAUAAAAUCCAUGAUUAAACAACUGAAUGAAAAUCCGCAGGAGGAAAUACUAGUUAUAGAUAAAGAUGGUGAUUAUGCAACUCACAAGGUUACUUAUGGUCGUGGACCGUGGGAUUACUUUGGGUAUGAUCCUGCCGCUAAAGAACACAAAGUGAUUACUAUCUGGACCAAGCGAGUAUCCAACUGGCGCGGAUUUUCACCUUGUGGAACUGUGUGUGAGGUCAUGACAGUUGACGGCAGACAACGCAACAACAAUCUAUUAUGGAGAAGGCUUGAUGACGAGCUCUCACUUCCGCCAACAAUUUCACCAUUGUACUUCUCAUCAUCCCUUUAUGCAAAUGGUUGCAUUUAUUGGUUAUCUCGCGCAACUCCUGAUAAGGAACCUUUGGUUGUCGAAUUUAAUGUCGGGAGCGAAAAAUUUAGAGUAAUUUCAAUUCCCAAUUACAUCAUUGAAGAAAUUCGUUAUCCUUAUUAUAGUAGGUUGAUACAAAUCGGUGGUCGUUUAGCUGUGUUAGCUUUGAAGAUAAGGUGGGAUGCUGAGUUUCCUUCAAUAAAUAACAACACAUCGAUGAAGAUGUGUGUGUUAUAUGAUGAUGGCGAUGAUGUUCAACACAAGAAACUGACAGAUAUCAGUAAUGCAACAACCUCUAUAAGCAGCGCAGACACUGUUAGUAAUUUCUAUUGGAUAGAAGAGACCUUCAUAGUACCGCCUUUUGAAUGUAAACUGCGAAUAAGUAAUUCCAUUUUAGCUGUUCCGGAUACAGAUUUGUUCAUCAUAAAAUCCGAAGAAGGGGAUGAUCUGUCAUUCUAUUUUUACGACUGGAGGAAGAAGAGUUUUAGCAAGGAUGCACAGUUUAUUCUGAAGGAUCAAAAGUCUCACUUUCGUGAACCACUUCCGUUUGGGGCUUUCAUUUACAAAGAAAGCCUCCUGCCUGUGCCCACUAGAGAAGUUUAGACCAAUAGGAAUCUUGGACUUCUUUUUUGCUGUUUUUGUUGCAUCCGGAAGUGUAUUGGUACUCUUUGUUCUUUGUUACUAGUGAAGAGAUGCAAAUUCUAAAAUGGAUGUUUGAUCUGAUUUGAUUUGUUUCUUUUGGUAAUCUCUUCUCUUUUCGAUGGUGAAGUCAGACUUCUUCAAAUGGUAGUCUUAUUCAAUUCUGGACCUUGGUUUAUUGGGUUUGUCUGGGCGAGUUGGAUGCAGGGAAAUAUUGGAUUAGUUGCAUAAGACAAUAUGAAUUUGGUGUUCUAAAAGUUUUUGGUGUUACUGCUUCUGUGCUCAAAAUGAGGUCUGUGUUUUUAUAUAUUCGUGGAAGUUCUUGUUCUAGACGAUAAGAAGCUGGGAUGUCAACUUGUCGUUAGAGAAGAUUUGAUUGGCCAAUCUGCAAAUGAUGCUGCUAAGGCUGAGAUGGUUCUAUUAUUUCUGCCUCAAAACAUCUAUUCUAUAUCUAUGUUACUCGUAUGAUUUUGAUUUUAUCAUCUCUUCAUUGAUGACUUCGUACCCAGAGGAAAAGGUUUUCCCUUUUCUAUCUUCAAAGUUUAAGUCUCAGGUCCCAUUGGUAACUAUGAGUGAUUUUCGGAUUUCCAAAGUCUACUAGUAAUUUUCAAGUUUCUACUCAGUAUCAUCUUCUAUGGUUCUUCUUCUUAUUAUACAGUAUUUUUUGUUUUCUUUUCUUUAAUUUUAUCAUUAUAUUUUUGCGGAUAGGGAAACAUAUAAGCCAGAUUAUCAUCAACUUAUAUUCUUAUAUAACAGUUCAGUGCUCUUGGCAUUUAUGAGUGAUAUAAAGUUAUGUUGCUUA
Molecule: messenger RNA, 2986 nt
Organism: Papaver somniferum (opium poppy)
Lineage: Eukaryota; Viridiplantae; Streptophyta; Magnoliopsida; Ranunculales; Papaveraceae
Product: putative F-box protein At5g62660
Exons: 3
Coding region: 721-2148 (475 amino acids)
Molecular function (GO): protein binding
Source: RefSeq, a predicted model, not a curated record